This is a messenger RNA of Necator americanus (New World hookworm), 1092 nucleotides long. RefSeq lists its product as uncharacterized. Bases 1 to 1092 code for a protein of 363 amino acids. The transcript is spliced from 13 exons. The record is from RefSeq and is a predicted model, not a curated record. Lineage: Eukaryota; Metazoa; Nematoda; Chromadorea; Rhabditida; Ancylostomatidae.
AUGUUAGCUGUUUGUCUUUUUCUGGGCGCGGUUGUACUGUUUGGUGCAUCCUCGAAACCUCAAGAUCCUUUUUCAUGUUUCCAGCAUCUCAAACAAGAUUCCAUGGUGCUGGGACUGACUCCAGAGUGCUUUCUCUAUUAUGGAAAUGUGAAAGCGGGGAAACGAUAUGAGUCAACCGCAUUUCUGGAACGAUUCGGGGAUGCUUGCCGGAAAAAACAUGCAUUCAUAGUUCGCUCCUACGGAGAAGCCCAACAUAUGCUUGUUGUUGUUGACCGAUACGGUAGAAGAGUAAGAGUUCAACCAGCGCUAAGCAAAGAUCUGAUCACACCGCCUUCGAGCUACAACAAAACCGACGUGGUCAUACAUUUCGUCGAUCCGCGAAACCGGCUAGAACAGUUCUACUCGGAUACCGUCGAUAGAGGGUUUGUUAUUGCUGGAUUUUACUACUUCAAAUAUAGAGUGCUGGUGUUUGCUCUAAGUCAUUACGCUGUAAGAUUCUAUGACCUCCGACUUCAUAUCGGGAAGAAGUACAUAACUCCACAUUUAGAACUGCUAUCUGAACCUGACCUGCAACUUAUUUUACCUCGAGAUUUCAAGGUUUUCGAAGGAGGAGUAACAUCUGACAGCAGUGAAAGUUUGACUGUCGAUGUGCAACAUGGCCGCGGUGCGCCUUUUUCAAUUUCGCUCAAAGGUUUAGUCUUCAACUCCUACACCGGAUUUAGGGUGACUACUGCUGAACGAAAAGCUCAGUCUUCUUUCCAACAUCGUAUGCAUUGUCCACAGAAAGUAGGAAAUUUUUACUUUUUCAAAAAUUCGAAGAAAUUACGUCCAGAUCUGUGGAUGUUGGACAUAUCGAACCGAAGAUGGCUAAAUCCGUUAAAUUCACACAGGAGGAUGUCUUACCCUCAUGCAAUUAAACGCAUGGAGCACCGGAAAUUUUUGGCACGUGUUUGGAGUGCUGUGUUACCAAUUGUAUCCGCAAAUGUACUUCUUUUGCUGUUCGGAACUGUUGUAUUCCUUCGCCUUGUUGGUUUCUACAACAGAGAACACCGACGAAACAAAUUUGUUCUCGACAGUUCAGUGAAUUUGUGA